AAUUACAUUAAUGACUUAAAAAUUAAUCGAAUUUUCUUUAUCACAGGAGAAGCUGGCGUUCCGAAGGCGGCCAGCAAGAAGGUCAGCGAAGAAUGCAUAACCGACGAGUUUGGAGCCAAAGAUUAUCGCUCGCAAAUGGAUCUCAAACCGGACCACGAGCUUCGUCCUCUCUGGGUCGCACCAGAUGGUCACGUUUUCCUUGAAUCUUACUCGCCUCUUUACAAACAAGCGCAUGACUUCCUUAUUACCAUAUCAGAACCGUUGUGCCGUCCCGAGUUCCUUCACGAGUACCAGUUGACUGCAUAUUCGCUGUACGCUGCGGUGUCGGUCGGCUUGCAGACCAGUGACAUAAUCGAGUACCUGGAACGUCUGUCGAAAACCACGUUGCCUACGGGCAUCACCGAUUUCAUUAAACUCUGUACCAUAAGCUACGGCAAGGUGAAGCUAGUCCUGAAGCAUAACCGUUACUUCGUGGAAUCAACUCAUUCUAAUGUCAUCCAACAGCUGCUGAAGGACUCUGUCAUUCGAGGGUGUAUCCUCCUCGGUGAAGAUAAUAAGCCAGAGAUGACCACUGAGCAACACGCAGAGGAUUCUGCAAACGAGUCUUCCGAGCAGCAGUACAUACGCAAAUGCUUGAGUAAUUUAGAUAAAGACGACGAUGACGAAAGAGCUGUGAGAAAUUUGGAGGUUUUCGUCUUUGAAGUGAAACAGGAAAGCAUCGAAGUUUUGCAGAAGCGCUGUAUCGAAAUGGAAUAUCCACUGUUGGCCGAGUACGACUUUCGUAACGACACGCAGAAUCCUAAUCUCGAAAUUGAUCUCAAACCUUGUGCUGUUUUGAGGCCUUAUCAGGAAAAAUGUCUUCGGAAAAUGUUCGGCAACAGUAGAGCGCGGUCCGGGGUCAUUGUUCUGCCCUGCGGUGCCGGCAAAAGCUUGGUUGGAGUAACGGCGUGUUGUACAGUCAACAAACGUUGCCUCGUGCUGUGCAACUCUAACGUGUCUGUACAGCAGUGGCGUACGCAAUUUAAGGUUUGGUCGACGGUCGAAGAUUCAAAAAUAAUACGUUUCAUCCGUGAAUCUGGUGACAAGGUGCCCUCUGGCACUCGUAGCGGCGCUCCAUUCAUUUGCGUAUCGACUUACUCAAUGAUCGCUUUCCAAGGCAAAAGGUCAUUCGAUGCAGAACGGAUGAUGAACUGGUUACAGGAACAAGAAUGGGGUCUUCUGAUUCUAGAUGAGGUGCACACGAUUCCGGCCAGGAUGUUUCGCCGCGUAUUGACGAUCGUGCAUUCGCAUUGCAAACUGGGUUUGACGGCGACACUUGUUCGAGAGGACGACAAGAUCACCGACCUUAACUUUCUGAUUGGGCCAAAGUUGUACGAAGCGAAUUGGAUGGAAUUGCAGAAAGCCGGCUACAUCGCCCGUGUUCAGUGCGCAGAGGUGUGGUGUCCAAUGACUGCCGAGUUUUAUUACUACUAUUUGGAUGCGAAGAUAGGCAGAAAACUGCUGCUGUCAGUUAUGAAUCCAAAUAAGUUUCGAGUCUGUGAAUUUCUGAUCAAGUACCAUCAGCAAAGAAAUGACAAGAUAAUCGUAUUUUCGGACAACGUGUUUGCAUUGAAAAAAUACGCCAUUAAGUUCGGCAUUCCGUUUUUAUAUGGCGACACUUCGCAGAAUGAACGCAUGCAGAUACUGCAGAAUUUUCAGUACAACCCGAAAGUGAACGCUAUUUUCGUUUCUAAAGUAAGAGCUGCAUUUGAAGCUGUCACUCAUGGCGGUUCCAGGAGACAAGAAGCUCAGCGGCUUGGACGAAUUCUUAGGCCCAAAAAGGGCUCAUCGGACCAGUUCAACGCCUUCUUCUAUUCCUUGGUGUCCCAAGAUACGAUCGAAAUGAGUUACAGUCGUCGACGUCAGAAGUUUUUGAUCAAUCAGGGAUACAGUUACAAGGUGAUCACGAAACUGGUUGGCAUGGAUGCCAAAAAUUUGUCGUUUGCCACGAAGGAAGAGAAGGUAGAGCUCCUUCAGCAGGUUUUGACUGCCUCUGAUGCAGAUAUCGAAGAAGAAGAGGGGGACGAGCUUAAAGAUGAAUAUUUGGACAGCUGGAAAUCUCAACCGAAGUUUGUACGCAAAGAGGGCAGCAUGAGCUCUCUGUCCGGUGUUCACAGCUUGGUCUACGCCCAAGCGGAUAAGUCAAAAGCCUCUUGGAAGGAAAGACAUCCGUUGUUCAAACGUUUCAGAAGAUGA
This is a messenger RNA of Soboliphyme baturini, 2235 nucleotides long. NCBI's taxonomy places the organism in Eukaryota, Metazoa, Nematoda, Enoplea, Dioctophymatida, Soboliphymatidae. The record is from the annotation of a GenBank genome assembly.